Molecule: messenger RNA, 2294 nt
Organism: Hyaloscypha bicolor E
Lineage: Eukaryota; Fungi; Ascomycota; Leotiomycetes; Helotiales; Hyaloscyphaceae
Exons: 1
Coding region: 102-2060 (652 amino acids)
Source: RefSeq, a predicted model, not a curated record
CAACACCGACAAGUCAUGUAUCUGGGUCAACGACUGUGUCCUCAGCUGCGACCACAACUUCUGCUUUGAAAUGCAACCACGACAGCUGCCUUCGCCAACUUAUGCGAUCAUCCACGGCGGGGUUUUGUGCUUCCUUCACUGCACCGUCACACACUGCUACGACUGGACUUCCAGACUUCGCUUCUAAGUGUGACUCGCCAUCAAGAAUCUCUUCUGCAUGCUCGUGCCUCGAAACCGGUCCCUCUUCUACCCCUCAACUCUCAACACCGACUCCGAUAGUUACCUACUCGACGCCGGCAAACUCCCUCUCAUCUUCUGCUGAGAUCACCUCUUCAGGCAUUGGGAUUGCAACAUCACUGUCACACAGCUCAAGCAGCAGUUCAUCUAGUUCUCUUCCCUCGGUCUCAACUUCGAGUCCAGUCGUCAUCUACUCCACGCCAACAAUAUCGGUGUUCAGUUCUGCUCAGAACACAUCUACAGGCAUAGACUUUGCAACAUCCCUGUCACACAGCACACGCAGCAGUGCAUCGAGCUCGCUUGUUAGCAGUAGUGAGGGAGUAACCACGGUCUUCUUGACAUCGAGCAUUAUCCAGACAGUCAGCACGUCUGUCAGUGGCCAAUAUUCUUCCUCCAGUUUGGGAACAGCCUCUUCUGGAAUUCUGCUUUCGUCCAGUUCGUCGGUUACUUAUCCAAACUCAACAUCGAGCGUGGUAACUUCUGUGUCUGGAAGCCUGUCGACAACUCCAUCAUUGGGCUUCACUAGUUCUUCUGUCCCACAAACAGCACCUUACCAAACCACCAAUUCGUCAACACUCGCUGGAUCUAGCUCGUCGAACUUGGGAACUCUAACAUCUGAAACAUCGGUAGGGACUUCGCCAUACUCAUCCGGGUUUUCGUCAGGUGCUCCAUCAAGUUCCUCGACCCCACCAUAUCCUCUCAACUCGACUUCGAGCGCUAUUGGUGUCACGGGAACCAGCUCUGGAUCUGUCGCAUCCCUUUCGCAGACGUCGGUGAUCACAGUGACUCAAUCGACCUGGUCAAGUGUCCCAUUGGGAACCGGUGUGUCCUCGCAGGUAUCCAUUUCUGGCACACUGCCUUUCCCAUCCAGCAGCGCUCCGUACCCAAUCUACAACACUACCUCAUCUGUUGUGGGCACUGAAACAGCCCCUUCGCUGACCAGCACCCCUUCAUCAGCGAUCGUGUCUGGGGGAAUCAGCACAUCUUCCGGAAUCGGUAGAGUUACAACACCGCCGUAUUCGAGAUCAAACUCGACUGUAACAGUUGGACCGACCAGAACUGGAUCUUAUCACCAUUCUAAGUCGAAGACUAAGUCAACCGAAUCCAGAACAGACUCUUUCAGCGUUUCUGGAGGCUGGACUUCCAUCAUUGGGUCUUCAAGCGCACCGUAUCCAACUUACAACCAAUCCUCUGUCAUUCUCUCAACUGGAUCUGGCGUUUUAACGCCUUCGACCAGUUCAGUUGGCCCCUUGAGCACUGGUUCUUCUUCGUCGCCCAGCGUUUCAGGAGGUGUCGUUAGUUCGUCUGUGGGAACUUCCAGCGCCCCUUACCCCACAUACAACUCUACUUCUUCCGCUCUGUCAAUCGGAACAGGCAGUACAGCAUCGCAAACCACGAGCAACAGCGGUUUCGCAACCUCACUCUCGUCUGUUUCCAAUUCUACCUCCGUCGCUGGUCCCACAGGAACCGGUAGCCUGUCAAGUUCACUUUCGGCCUCCCAAACCGUCAAAACUCUGCCAUAUUCGACUCCAUUAAACUCCACGUCCACGAUUGGACUGACAGGCACCGGAUCGUCGACGAGCACAACGCCAUCGGCUGGCCCAGAGACCACUUCAUGCACAUUGGAGCACACUGUUCCGUUGUCCACUGGCACUGGAUUAGGUGGCGUUUCCUCUUCGUCGGUAAUUUACUCCAACACCACUUCCCAGAGUGCCUCGUUCUCUUCCACUGCUGCAGGUAAGAGCGACCCAACCAUCUCACGACUUGUGUGGGCUGACUUAUCUUCGUGCAGGCACAAUCUCCUCGACCUCCUCAACAACUGAGGUAGAUACCACGAUCACCCAAACCUCAUCGGUCCUCUCAACUGCCGUGACUUCCAUUGGUACGGCUUUCAGCACCAGCGCACCAGCUGCCGGCAAUAGUUCUUCGGUCUACUACACUCCCCCGACGUCAAGCCUCCCAAGCAGCACAACCGCAAACUCGGGGGCUUUCACGUCUCUCAACUCCAACUCAAGCGCUCUCACAAGCCCUCCGUACACUACGCCGUCGACCCUAUC